Messenger RNA from Cotesia congregata, 1221 nucleotides. The record is from the annotation of a GenBank genome assembly. NCBI's taxonomy places the organism in Eukaryota, Metazoa, Arthropoda, Insecta, Hymenoptera, Braconidae.
AUGUCUCGAUCAGUAAAAUCUUGUUGUAUCAAAGGAUGCACAGAAAAAUCUCGUCGUAAGUGGCAAGUUGAUACACCAGUAAAAUUUCAUUGUUUUCCCUCGAGUAAAUGUGGUGCCUCAUGGAAGGAGGAUAAACGUAUAAAAUGGAUAAAUGCUGUAAAAAAUUAUGUUAAAAAUCCGAAACAGUGGGAGCCAAAUCAACAUACACGAAUCUGUAGUGCACAUUUUAUAAAUAAUAGUAAAUCAGACAACGCAUAUCACCCAUCUUAUGUUCCUUCGAUUUUUCCUGGAAAAGAAAAUAAAAAAAAUUCCAUUCAACGUCUGCAACGAUUUGAACGGUCAAGAGCACGUCAAUUAAAUAAUAUCAACAGUAGUGAAAAUAGCAGUAAUUCUAUCAAAGGUAAAAAUAUUGAUAAUUCAAGUGACAUUGAAAUGGAGCAAGACGCCGGAGAAAUGAUAGCAGAAGCUCAGGACGGCUGUCGUAGAGACAUGAAUGUUUCUCCGCCAGCCUAUCGAAGUAUUACUUGUCAAACUGAGGAAUUAAUUCCUGGCAUUUCAAGUGAUAGUUGUACUAAUUUUUUUUGUAAUAUGAAUAAUCAUGGUGGUAUUAAUACUGCAGCAGUCCAAGUCAAUAUAUCUGUAAAAAAAACUGUUGAUAAAAUGUGUGAAGCUUCGAUGCCUUGCGAUCCAAUCAAUUUCGAGUCUGUACAAUCUCACUGCAAAGGAUUCCAUGGAUUUUCAUCUAUUACAAGUAAUGAAACUAUGGGUAGCUUAACAGGUCUUUUGAAUAAACUCCCAGAAAGUAAACGUUCUGACAUAGACAAAAAAACAAAAUUAUUAAUUACAUUAAUGAAGCUAAAAAUCGUCUUAUUUAAUAUUCAUCGGACUACUGUUAAUAAAAUAUUCAUAAAAAAUUUGCAACAGUUAAAUAUUUUAUUGAAAAAUUUUAUAUUCCGGCCAUCUAAAGCCGCUGUUCAAGCAACUUUACCAGAAUCAUUUAAGUUACAUUAUCCAGACACACGUGAAGUUGAUGAGACUUACAAUAUUGCUUCAGUGAGAAUACACAUUGAACGAGUGAAUCAAAGAAUAAAAGACUUUAAUAUUCUGUCCAAAGUACCAGUGUCACUUUUGCCUCAUGUUGAUGAAAUUGUUUUUGUCAUUUGUGCUAUCAUAAAUAUUCAAAAGCCCCUGUUUAAACAAGAGAAAUCAGCGACAGAAUGA